Messenger RNA from Phialemonium atrogriseum, 327 nucleotides. RefSeq lists its product as uncharacterized. Bases 1 to 327 code for a protein of 108 amino acids. The record is from RefSeq and is a predicted model, not a curated record. NCBI's taxonomy places the organism in Eukaryota, Fungi, Ascomycota, Sordariomycetes, Cephalothecales, Cephalothecaceae. The transcript has a single exon.
AUGUUCCCGAGUCCCAAGUCGAUAAUCAACACGGUGGGAGUCAAGUUGGAUGAAGCAGCCGAGACUAGCACCUCGGACAAGUGGGCCGCGGAAAACGUAGCUCAGUGGCAGGACGAGCUUGUGAAGCGGCAACGGCUGGUAGAUCAGUCGGAUGGAAUUACUUCGCAGGAGAGACCACGGCGAGCUUUUCAGGAAGCGCCCGUUAAGAACGUCGAAAAGCUGCUCCUUGCGACAGUGGCUGAAAUAUACACCAGGGUUGUGAAACGGUGCUUGACGGGAGAUAUCGAGGAUGACGGAUUGCCGCAGGACAUUGUCGAGGCCAAAUGA